CUUAUCUCAAUUCUGUGCUUAGAUGCAAUAACAUAGUAAUGUCAUAGCUAGUAAUUAAACUCUGUUUCUCAAGAAAUUACUCAAAGCAUCAUGUAUUUUGAUUUAGCCGUUGAUAUGUGGAAUGAUCUUGCUAAAAGAUUCAAUGAAGGCAAUGGUCCUAGAAUCUUUCAGUUACAAACUUAGCUCACCCAAUUACAACAAGGUAAUCAAUCAGUUUCUUCCUACUUUACUAAGAUGAAAUCCCUUUGGGAUGAGUUGAAAGAAUUUCAACCAACCACUACUUGCACUUGUGAUGCAAUGAAGAUUUUUUUAGAUUACUAUAACCAAAAUCAAGUUCUCCAAUUCUUGACUGGCCUUAAUGAAUCCUUUUCUUCUGUUAGAGCACAAAUCUUGCUCAAUGAAGCAAUCCCCAAUCUUUCUCGGGUGUUUGCCAUGAUCAUACAAGAGGAAUGUCAAAGAUCUCUUGGCUCAGCUGACACGAUUCCACUGGCUACUGCUACCAAUUCUCAACCUACUAAUCCACCACGAGCCAAGAAACCCCGUCCCUCAUGUUCCAAGUGUGAUAAACCAGGGCAUUUAGUUGAGAAAUGUUAUUUCUUACAUGGGUUUCCCUUGGCUAUGGGGACAAAAAGAGACAAUAUAAAGGGAAAGCAAAUGCUAAUCAUGCCAGUACUUCCAAGAAUGAUGCAUGGACACUCACUCUCAUCUGAUCUAUCCCAACAAUGCCAGCAUUUGAUCUCCUUUCUCAGUCAGCAACUCGGCAACAAUCCUCAUGAUUAUAUGGCUGCAAUGGCUCCUACUGCCUCCAAUCUUGCAGGAUCUUUCUCAGAAUGUGGUGAUUUAUACUGCUGAAAAAUGUGGAAAGCUAUACUUGCUGCAACAAGACACACCUGUAGCCAAUGCUAUUUCAUUUCAGUUUGAUAAUAAAUAUGUGCAAGCCCAUAAGCCUUUGGGUAAGCAGGGGAGCAUUUUGGGAGCAUUUUUCUGAGUCAUGGAGCCUUUAUGCUAGUGAUGGGAGCAUCCGUGCAAGCUGAAGCAUCCAUUCGAUCCGUGGUAGAGCAUCCAUGCGAGCCAUGGUAACGUCUAUGCAAGGGGCUUGCAUGCGAGGCUAUGAGGCUACAAGGUGGCAAGAUAAGGGCUCGCAUGCGAGCGUGCAUAUGUGCGGGUGUGACGCAGCAAAGUAACACGGCAGACAAAGGUACGAAGCGCAAGGCCAGCUCCUACACUUGUGACGUGUAGCCUGAAAGCGACAUAGUCCCUUUUAGGGCCACAUUGUACCUCAGGCCAUUAGAGCCUAUACCCAUUUCUUAGAUGUGAGAAGGGGUUGGAAAAUCAUUCUUGCAACUUAACCUUGAUAGCAAUAGAAAAUUUAUCAUUUACUCGCAAUUUUCAAAUAGCAAUUUGAAUCCAUAUUCCAUCUUUCUUUUCAUCUUAGAUCUGUGCUUGAAGCAUAGUUUGACUUCCUAGCUAAUAAGUUAGUUGACGAGUUCUCACCGUCAAUAGUUUGGCACCGUCUCUGGGAACUAAAGCUUAAGCCAAGUCGUUUAUUUACACACAACAGAUACAAAAUGCCUAGACACUCUCAUCACCUUCAAAAUGUAGAGGUUUGCUCUGACAAUAAGCAGUUGAUCACUUCAGGGCGAGACCUCCCUUUGCCCGUCGUUAGAGAAGAAGGUGCUAAUGGUCACAAACCUCAAGUAGGAGGGAUAAAAUGUGAAUGUUAUCAGACCUCAAGUAGGAGAAGAGGGCACGAGCGGGUGGGGAUCUCAAACAAGGAGAGGAAAUUAUUAUAGUGAAGAGAUCCCAAUGGACAAGAAACACAACAGAAUAACUUCCUCCAUUUUAACUGAAGGUAAUGGUAUGACACAAAGAGAGGAGGCCCCAUCGUCACGAAGGCACCCUCCAACACCAACACUGCGAGAUCUCGGUACCUUGCAAUAUCGCCCUCAAAAGGAGAACUAAGCUAACUCUGUGAGCCAUAAAUUGUGAACUUGCCACUAUGAAUACGAAAUAAAUGAUUUCUGCUUGAAGAACCAAAGGCUGGAAACUACGGUGGCCAACAUGAAAAAAGUAUUGAGCACCAUUCUCAAAGGAAAAACUCAAACUUUGCACUUUCUAUACAAAGCUCACCAGCAAGAGUGCGAGAUAUCAACCGUAUAUGGUGAUGGGGGGAAGUCCAUGUCAUCAACGGAUGGUACCCCAAAGGAUGAGAGCGUAAAGGGCCUAUCGUAAGAUAAGAACCCAAGAGGUUACUCACACCAACAUGAAUCUAUCUGUCGGGGUAAGACUGCAAUGAGGAAAAUAUCAUGUGGUCUUAUGAAGGGACUUUAGCCAACGAAUCUCAUGCUAGGGGACACCGCGCUUGCACCCCCUUUUCAAGAGCAAAGGAAGCGAAAGGCGUCACCCCUCAACCAUGGUGGAGAGCCUUACGAUGAUGGGAUGGAGGAGUACUACUCACAGGCUCCAUGCGAAUUGAAAGGAAAACCCAAGUUUCGCUCACCAACUCCCAAGAAAGGAUGAACAAGAGAAUGAAAGAGCUUGAAGUAGAGAUGCAGGAUCUUCAUCAAAAAGAUGGCUACCGCAUUAAAGGGAAAUUCGAAGGAUGAUGAGUUCGAUGAAGAAUCCCCUUUCUCAAGGGAAAUUCAAAUGGAACCACUUCCACCUAAUUUCAAGGAGCCUUGGAUGACGCCAUAUGAUGGUACAACUGAUCCAAGAUAUCAUAUAGGAGCUUUAACGAGCCAAUGAAGAUGAAAAAGGUGUCAUGCAAGGUAAGGUUCAAUUUACAAACAUGAUUUGGAAACUGAGCAUCCACAACACCAGGUGGAUAUUUCAUAUAGAUCUCCAUUAAUAGGUCCCCAUUUAGGAAGGAAUUAUUGACAUCAAGUUGCCUAAUAUCCCACCCCUUGGUAAAGGAAAUGGUAAGAACCAUUAGAAUUGUAAUAGGCUUAACCACUGGAAAAAAAGUUUAAGAGAAGUCAAAUCCUACUUGUUGGUGAAAACCUUUAGUAACAAGUCUAGCUUUGUACUUGUCUAGAGUUCCAUCAGCAUUGUGUUUCUCUCUAAAAACCCAUUUGCAGCCUAUGGCAAUUCUAUUGGGUGGUAAUUUGACCAAGGUCCAAGUAUUGUUUCUCUUUAAGGCAGUGUUCUCAACCUACAUUGAAGAGUUCCAGUGUUGCAUUUGUAGAGUAGCUUUAACUAUUUUAGAUUCACAAGAAGCUAAAAAGGCCUUAGGUUUUCUUAUUCUUGCUUUAAGCCUUGUAAUCAUAGGAUGAGAAUAGAUCACUGAUGGUUGAGCACCUGUAACUGUGGUGGAUACAGUCGAGGCAGUUGGCAGAGGAAUAGAGCCCAAAAAUAUAGGCACAUUGGUAACUUUAGACAAAGGGGGCAUAUUAGAUGAGUAUUGAACAAAAACAUUGACAAGGGAAAACUCAGGAGUAGGCAAAGCAGACAAAGUAUAGACGUGUGGGGAGGAAUAUGUUGCACUAUAGAUGGGGAGGAGUGACCAAAACUUUGUCCAGUAGGAACUAAAGCAUGAGGAGAACCGGGUGUGGAAGGAGUAGGAGGACCAGUAGGUGGUGCUUGAGGCAUGCUUCUGAGAGGCAGCAAAGGGAAAACUCUUUUAUAAAAAAUAACAUCUCUAGAAAUGUAAAGCAUUUUAUUCUUAGAGAGACCUUUAUAUCCUUUACGGGACAAACUUUACCUAAGGAAAACACAUGGGGUAAACCUGUAUUGGAGAUUGGUUUCAUUAUGCGGCUUAAGAUUGGGAUAACACAAGCAACAAAACACUUUGAGCUCAUUAUUAUUAGGAACAUUGUGAAUUAAUAUUUCUAAGGGAGAGAUGUUAUUGAUAGUAAUAAUAGGCAUUCUAUUGAAAAGAUAGGUCGUUGUCUUAAAGGCCUCAUCCCAAAAAUUUAAUGGUAAGGAUACUUGGGCAAGUAGAGUAAACCCUGUUUCAACAAUGUUUCUAUGUUUUCUUUUUACAAUCCCAUUUCGUUCAUGUGUAUGUGGACAAGCUAGCCUAUGAACAAUCCCACUUUAAUCUAGCAAAUCUGUAAAUGCUCUAUACUCUCUACCUCAAUCAGAUUGUAAGGUUUUUAUCUUAAAAUAUAAUUGCAAUUCCAAUUGGGUUUUGAUCUAGGUAAAAGUUGGUAAGGCCUCACUCUUGGUUCUAAGCAUAUAUAUAUUUCCAUGUGUACCUAGAAUAGACAUCUACAAAAAUGAUAUAAUAUAUGUAACCAUUGGAAGAGUUAGUGGGAGAAGAACCCAAAAAAUCAGAGUGUAAUAGCUCCAAUGGUUCAUGAAAAGUAGUGGUGGCAAAUGGAAAAGAUAAUUUGUGACAUUUACCAAGAAAACAUGCAUUUCAAAAGUAUGAACAAGUUUUAUAUAGACCUAAUUACAGAAUUGAGAGCCCUUUUCACAAUUCAUGUAGUAGGGUGGCCAAGCUAAGUGUUCCAUAUGGAAAAAGUAAAAGUUCGUAUAGACAAUUGAUGAGUAAAGUAUUGAGGACUUGACUAAGAUGAACUCAUAUGUGAAGCAUCAAAAGAGAAAAGAUGACUGAGUUUAGUGGGUGGAAAUUUUUAAAGGCCUUUAUCAAGAUUCCCAGCUAAUACGAUCUUUUUGGUUUCUUGACCGUUAACAAAGAAAGUAAAAGGGUGAAACACUAGAUAGACAUUGUUAUCUUGGGAAAAUUGAGAGACACUACGCAAGUUUUUUGUGAUGGAAGGAACUUGAAGUAAAUUGUUUAGCUUCAAAGUUUCAGGGAAAAAAUGUGAGAGUAAAGACAGGAUACCAAUGUGUUCUAUAUUACCACUUUCCAUGUGGAUUUACUUUUGUAAAGUAUAAUAACUACUCAAACUAGGAUUGGAACCAUGAAGAGUAAGGUGGUGAGUAGCAGCAGAAUCAAGGUACCAACUAUCAUUUGUAAUAGUUUCUUGGGAGACAUAGAAUGCUUGCAUCUCAACAAGAUUCACAACUGCAUUAAACCAACCAAAAGAUUUAGGACUUGUAGAAGAUUUGUCAAACCUAUAAAAACAUUGUUUAAUUGUGUGCCCCAAUUUUUGACAAAAUUAUUAUUGGGGUUUCAGAGACCAAGAAGAAGAUUGACCUCUACCAAAAGUGUUUGGACUAGAUCUAGAAGCAUUACGAGGAGCUGCCACGACCAAUAUUGAAGUUUCCUAUAGACAUAGAGUUCAUGAAGAAACUUGGAUAUUAAGGUUGAAAAAUAGGACAUGUGUUAGCAGCAAAGAGAAUCUGAGAACUAGAAUACAAAUUACACAUAUAAAAGUGAGAUUGAGGGGGAUUUUCAGUGAGAAAGAUUAGCUUCUCCAUUGCUAAUGUUAAGAGACUUGGCAUUCUUCUCCAUUCGAAUAGAUUUAGCCAUGAGAAGAGCUUCCAUCUCUUCAACGGUUUAGGUAUCCUUCUUGGAAGUGACUAAUGUAGCAAAAAGAUCGUAUUCAUCACAUAUAAGAAUAGCAUAUACAUUUGAUUUAUAAAGUUUAAAAUAUAUUAGAUUUUUUAAGUUACUAUCUUUUUACAUUAAAAUAUUAAUUUAUAUAUGUAAUUUAAAAUAUAUCUAAAUAUGCAGAUUGGAUUUGAUUAGUUUCUUUUAUAUGUCAAUCAACAUUCAAUCUGCACAAAUACAAAUUUUUGAUUUUUCGAUCCAAUCUGCACAAUUACAGAUAUUCCCACUUUGUGGAUUGGAUUGAGUAUUUUAUGAGCACUCCUAAAUUAAAAAGAUAUCAUUCUUACAAAUUUAA
This is a messenger RNA of Cannabis sativa, 5756 nucleotides long. RefSeq lists its product as uncharacterized. The record is from RefSeq and is a predicted model, not a curated record. Lineage: Eukaryota; Viridiplantae; Streptophyta; Magnoliopsida; Rosales; Cannabaceae. The transcript has 2 exons. Bases 235 to 852 code for a protein of 205 amino acids.